AAUCUUUUUUUAAAAAUGGAGAACAGCCAACCUACCGAUCACCAACCUGAACAACAAUCGCAACUUCCUGUAGACAGCGCUGAAAUGUUACCUACUCAGAAUGGCUUGGGGAAACAAAGUGAAGAAUCAACUCCUGUGCCUCCGUCCCCUGAGAAUGCUGCACAUUCUCUGCCCGAAAUAAAGCUCUGCGAUAUAUCUGAGGAGCUGAGCCGACAGCUGGAGGACAUUAUUAAAACCUACGGGUCAGCUGCCAGUCUGAUCGAGGAAAGAAAUACUAAAGGAACAGACAAACCUGAGAAGGGAGAAUCAUUUAAUAAUGAUGAUGGAGAAUGUGAAGAUGCCCAUGAUGAGGCGGAGAAAGAACAGGCAGCUUCUGGGGAGGCCUCUGGAUCAAAAGAAUCCAGUAUUCACAAGGAUCAGAAACUAGAAAAGAAAAUGCUGAAGGGACUAGGGAAAGAAGCUACCCUGCUGAUGCAACAUCUGAAUAAGCUGAAUACACCAGAAGAGAAACUGGACCUUUUAUUUAAGAAGUAUGCUGAGCUG
Messenger RNA from Gekko japonicus, 543 nucleotides. Its product is annotated as beta-taxilin-like. NCBI's taxonomy places the organism in Eukaryota, Metazoa, Chordata, Lepidosauria, Squamata, Gekkonidae. The annotation marks the transcript as partial. The transcript has 2 exons. Gene Ontology annotation, molecular function: syntaxin binding. The record is from RefSeq and is a predicted model, not a curated record.